UAUGUCAUCAAAAGGUUAAACCUUAAAAAUGCUUCCAGCCGAGAGAGGAAAGCAGCAGAACAAGAGGCACAGCUGUUAUCCCAGUUGAAACACCCAAACAUAGUCACCUACAGAGAGUCCUGGCAGGGAGAAGAUGGCCUGUUAUAUAUUGUUAUGGGCUUCUGCGAGGGAGGAGAUCUGUAUCACAAGCUUAAAGAUCAGAAGGGCAAACUUUUGCCUGAGAAUCAGGUGGUGGAGUGGUUUGUCCAGAUUGCCAUGGCACUGCAGUAUUUACAUGAAAAGCACAUUCUGCACAGAGAUCUUAAAACUCAAAAUGUUUUUCUGACACGAACAAAUAUAAUCAAAGUGGGUGACCUGGGAAUAGCCAGAGUGUUGGAAAACCAGUAUGACAUGGCCAGCACUCUCAUAGGCACACCGUACUACAUGAGCCCUGAACUCUUUUCUAACAAACCCUACAACUACAAGUCUGAUGUUUGGGCAUUAGGCUGCUGCGUUUAUGAAAUGGCUACGCUGAAACAUGCCUUUAAUGCUAAAGACAUGAACUCUUUGGUGUAUCGAAUUAUUGAAGGAAAGUUGCCACCCAUGCCAAAGGAUUACAGCCCACAGUUGGUAGAAAUAAUAAGAACUAUGCUCAGUAAAAGACCUGAGGAAAGGCCUAGUGUGAAAAGCAUAUUACGACAGCCAUAUAUCAAGCACCAAAUUUCUUUGUUUUUGGAAGCCACAAAAUCGAGAGCAGCCAGAAGUCAAAAGAGAACAGUGAAUUGUAAACCUAAAGAUCCUUGUUCUGUGGUCUCAGUAAAGAAUGAAUCUCAUAGCAAAAAAACACCAAAAUCAUCCUUUGAGCAAGCUAGGAAAUACGAAGUUAAUGAAGAAGACUACAUUAUCAAAUCUAAAGCCAUCAAAAUUUGUUCGUCAGAAAAACGAGCUGUUGAGUUGGAAAGCAAACCAAGCAGUAAUGAUUUGAACAACCUGGGAGACUCCUUAGCUACAGUUAGUGAUGUGAAUAUUGGUAUCUUACCACCAGCAAGGGUGAAGUAUGGAAGUGAGAAAUGUGGCAGUGAGCAUGUUCCAGAGAAUAAUAAAGCAAAGAGAAAUUUAAAUGUUCCAGGGAAUUCUAGAACAACAUCCAGUAGCCCACCAAUGAAGGAAGAUGGGCUACAGCAAAGAGCAAAGCAAGUCUUCAAAGCUGAAGAUGUUGAGUCUAAGCAGUCUUCUGUUCAUGCUACAGGAGAAGAUGGUGGCACGUUGAAACUCCUGCAGCCUGUGUCACGGGACCAAACGCAAACUGAUCUGAGCUUGGAUUCUACUGAAAAGCUGCUGGCACCACUUGUCCCUGUUUUAAUUCAAGAUGAUGCCUGUCAUGGAGCUUCUGGAGAUGCUCAGGAAAAAGUUACCUUCCACUUGCAGCCUCAUAGUUCUGUCAGUGAACCCUCUCUCUCACGGCAGCGACGGCAGAAGCAAAGAGAGCUUGCUGAAGUCUCUUCAGAGAAGUUCAGAACAGCUGCUCCCCAGCCUUUGCCUUUUCCUUCUGAUGUGAACACAAAGACAACACAGAGGUGUGCAGAGCAGCAUGGUGCUGAAGCUUCUGAAUCUCUAAAUGGUGCCAAAACCAGUCAAGGUGUCAUUUCAAAGGAGCGGCCCUUGUCAGCAAGAGAACGAAGGAGGCUCAGACAGUCUCGGGAGAUGUUUCCCUCUGUGAUUCCAGCAAGAGCAACGUCAAAUAGUGCAGUAGUUGAAGCAAAAUCACAUAUGGAAAAUCAUGUUACUCAGUCUUCAUCAGAUCCCAGUAUUUCUCAGAGAAAGAGAGAAACCCAUUGCCCAUCUGAUGAUGAGUUAAGCUCUUCCACAAGCUCUACAGAUAAGUCUGAUGGUGAUUCCAAGGAGAGAAAAAGCAACAUGAACGAGAUGAAUGACUUAGUGCAGCUAAUGACGUGGACACUGAAAAUGGACUCAAAGGACAAUUCUGUAAACUGUGCAACCUCAACUCCAGCCCCAGAGUUUAAACUUCAUAGAAAGUAUCGAGACACUUUGAUUUUGCAUGGAAAAUCACCUGGUGAAUCAGAGGAAUUAAAAUGUGAAGAUAUUUCUUCAGAUAUGUUGUCAGUUCCUAACAAGAUUAGGAGAAUGGUUGAAAUCCUGAGAUCUGAUGUGGUACAAGGACUGGGAGUGAAACUUCUUGAGAAGGUGUACAGCAUCAUGGAAGAAGAAGAUGAAGUGAAGAGAGAGCUGCAGCUGCGGGAGCAUAUGGGAGACAAGUAUGUGAGUUACAGUGCCAAGGCACGACAUCUGAAGUUUCUUGAAGAAAAUGUGAAGUUCUGACCAGACCCUUUGCCUCAGAGAAGAGGACUGACUGGUUUAUAGCCCAUUUGAUAGACUGGACCAGCUUACAGAGCACAUUUAUCCAUUGGCCUCCUUUGCUGGA
Molecule: messenger RNA, 2422 nt
Organism: Nestor notabilis (Kea)
Lineage: Eukaryota; Metazoa; Chordata; Aves; Psittaciformes; Psittacidae
Gene: NEK4
Product: NIMA-related kinase 4
Biological process (GO): protein phosphorylation
Molecular function (GO): ATP binding; protein kinase activity
Source: RefSeq, a predicted model, not a curated record